This is a messenger RNA of Malania oleifera, 1884 nucleotides long. RefSeq names its product E3 ubiquitin-protein ligase SIS3. Lineage: Eukaryota; Viridiplantae; Streptophyta; Magnoliopsida; Santalales; Ximeniaceae. Gene Ontology annotation, molecular function: ubiquitin-protein transferase activity. Gene Ontology annotation, biological process: sugar mediated signaling pathway. The record is from RefSeq and is a predicted model, not a curated record. Bases 306 to 1445 code for a protein of 379 amino acids. The transcript is spliced from 10 exons.
AGUUCCUUUCGGCUUUCACUGCAUUUCCUCUACUCUCUCUCCCUCUGGAAAAGCUUCGUUAGCUCCGCUCUGCAACCUUCUGAGUCUCUUUCCUAUAAGACUCUCUUUAUCGGUUCCUCUUUGGGACUUUCCCUCUCUGCCAUCCACUCCUUUGUUCGGCUGUCGCUAAAUAUUCGUCUGAUUUCGAAUAGAUUCGUUGCAUUUGAUGCUUCGGUUCGAUUUGUUUCUUCGAUUCAAGCAUUCGUGGCACGAAAUGAGGAUUCGAUCUUUGCGUGUCUUUAGGGUUUCGAAGUAGCUUGGCUUCCAUGGCUAUCAGAGGAGUAGAUUUCAAGUGGUAUGAUGGGUUUUUCUUGUCAAUGCUUGCGACAAGUGUAAUCAUAGUGGCAAUCAAUUGGAGACGGUACCAUCUUUGUACAUACCCAUUGCAUAUAUGGAUUGUGGUUGACUACACUACUGUGUUUGUGUUUCGGCUGCUGAUGUUUGUAGAUAAUGGGCUUGCUGCUGGAAUGGGUUUGGAUUUUGGGCGGCAGCAGAGAUAUGCUCGCUUUUGUGGAAGAGUUGUGGUUCUUUCAAUUCUUUCUCUGCUACUUUAUCCCUUUCUUUGGGCUUGGACUAUAAUUGGUACCCUGUGGUUCACAAGUGCAAGAGACUGUUUGCCUGAAGAAGGUCAGAAAUGGGGUUUCCUCAUUUGGUUGCUUUUCAGCUAUUGUGGGCUCCUUUGCAUUGCUUGCAUGUCCAUGGGGAAGUGGUUGACACGAAGACAAGCACACCUAUUACGUGCACAACAGGGGAUUCCUGUCUCAGAAUAUGGGGUUUUGGUUGACAUGAUUCGGGUACCAGAUUGGGCGUUUGAAGCUGCUGGUCAAGAGAUGAGAGGCAUGGGCCAAGAUGCAGCUGCAUACCAUCCUGGACUUUACUUGACCCCAACUCAGAGAGAAGCUGUGGAGGCAUUGAUUCAAGAACUUCCCAAGUUCAGGCUAAAAGCUGUUCCUACUGAUUGCAGUGAAUGCCCUAUCUGCUUAGAAGAGUUUCGUGUGGGGAAUGAGGUUCGCGGCCUUCCUUGUGCUCACAAUUUUCACGUCGAAUGCAUUGACGAGUGGCUUCGAUUGAAUGUGAAGUGUCCACGGUGUCGUUGCUCUGUCUUCCCAAAUCUUGAUUUGAGUGCCCUAACCAAUCUCCGUCCUGAUUCGGAACGCUCAUCUGCCAGUGUUGUGACUUCCACUCGGUAUGUGAGGACUCAAACCUCCAGCCAGAGCUAUCUGCUGAGAUUGCAGGGUCUUCUACGCCCAGUUCGUGCAGAAAAUGCUGGGGCGGGCAGUGAUGCAGAUACUGCUUUGGAAACUGCUGAGAAUGGAGGUGUAGCGGUGGCAACUCAGGACCCCACCAGCAUCGAACCACCCUUUGUUGAACAUGUGUGUAUUCACUCCUUCCAGCCUCAGCAGUAAACUGUUCCUCCAGUUGUCUCAUACAGGUUCCUCCGAUUCUCAUAUAGGUCUUACGUCAUGCCCUAACAUGGGUUCUUCCCAUUCUUGAUUUUUGUGCUGGGUUCUCAUUGUAGUUCAGAGAAUCUUUUGAUUGAAUCACAUAAGUUGGUAAUGAUAUAUUUGAUUUUUUUUUUUCCUUUUUUUGGCUGGCCAUUGGAAUUUAGGUAUGUAGUCGUGUUGUAACUUGUGACUGCAGCCCCAUUUUCUUCAAUAUUUUUCUUUUCCUUGUUUACAUGGUUCUGCUUUUUGGGGACUGCCGGAUCCUACCCACAAUCAUUUCUCAUCCACCCUAUAGAUCAUGUAAAUUAUGAAAUUUGUAUUUGCCCGCACUUCUAAGCAAAGUGUUUUACCUGUCAUCGUGGCUAUUUAUAUUAAUAUAUUGAGACUCCCAGUUGCUUCC